Messenger RNA from Oncorhynchus gorbuscha (pink salmon), 9637 nucleotides. RefSeq names its product MAX dimerization protein 1 (gene mxd1). Bases 3568 to 4239 code for a protein of 223 amino acids. Gene Ontology annotation, molecular function: RNA polymerase II cis-regulatory region sequence-specific DNA binding; protein dimerization activity; DNA-binding transcription factor activity, RNA polymerase II-specific. The record is from RefSeq and is a predicted model, not a curated record. NCBI's taxonomy places the organism in Eukaryota, Metazoa, Chordata, Actinopteri, Salmoniformes, Salmonidae. Gene Ontology annotation, biological process: negative regulation of transcription by RNA polymerase II. The transcript has 6 exons.
ACCCCUCUUCAGUUGUGUUCAAAUUCCCUCUUGGCUCAUUUCUCAUGUCAUCUUCUGUAUAUGGUUUUAAGGACAAAUGGUUGAAAUCAGCAGUUAGCCUUCCUAUCGCCUUUGACCACAACGUCUGCUGUCAUUUCUAUUAGUUUCCCAACAAUUCUACUUGUUGAAUCUCCACCAUUUGUCGUCACCAAACGGAUGUAUUCAUUAGUUGCAUACUGUUCCCUUUUCAUUCAGUGAGCUAUAUUUUCUGUUCGGUUCCCUACGUGAUGUACUGCUCACGGCUGACGUUUGUGUUCUGUCUUGCCUCCCCCUUGAUCACACCUACAGCGUCAUUGUGUUUUGCUACACCAGAAGUACAUUCAUUUCCAAUGGAACGCUGUGUUUGCCUUGCAGCAUUGUUCUGUGUGGUUCAUAGGUUGGAUUUAUUGAAUGUAUGCAUCAAAUUGUAUGUGUAGAUGUCUUGACAGAAAUGGUAGAAAGUGAAUGUUAAACUUUUGUUCCACACAUCCAGAUGCUGCAUACCAUUUUGCGAAAUGAUGGUUUAGGCGUGCUCAAGCCGUAGUCUUUUUUUGCAUACUACACUGAACAAAAAUUAAAAAGCAACAUAUAGUGCUGAUCCCAUGUUUCAUGAGGUGACAUGAAAGAUCCCAUAAAUGUUCCAUAGGUACACAAAGCUUAUUCUGGGGACAAAAAAAUAAAUAAAAAUGCCACUUUAAAAUGUUCAGUUUUGCCACAAUGUCUGAUGGAUUGUGCAAUUGGCAUGCUGACUGCAGGAAUGUCCACCAGAGCUGUUGCCAGAGCAUUGAAUGUUAAUUUCUCUACCAUAAGCCACCUCCGUGUAACCAUGCAAGCCCAGGACCACCUCCAGGCUUUUUCACCUGUGGGAUCGUCUAGGUGCGGAGGAGUAUUAUAUUUUUUAUUUUACCCCCUUUUCUCCUAAUUACAAUUAUGUCUGAUCGCUGCAACUCCCCAACGGGCUUGGGAGAGGCGACGGUUGAAUUAUGCGUCCUCCAAAACAUGACCCGCCAAACUGCGUUCAUUAACACCAGCCUGUACUAAUGUGUGGGAGAAAACACAGUUCAACUGACAACCAAGUCAGCCUGCAGGCGCCCGGCCAAGUAAAGCCCUCCUAUCCCGGACGACGCUGCACCACUCUAUGGGACUCCUGGUCACAGUCCGGGAUCGAACGCGGGUAUGCAGUGAUGCUUCAAGCAUUGCGAUGCAGUGCCUUAGACCACAGCAACAUUCAGGAGGCCCUCUUAAGUAUUUCUGUCGGUAAAAAGGCCCUUUUGUGGGGAAAAACUCAUUCUGAUUGGCUGAUAUGCACCCCUGCCUAGUCGUGAAAUCCAUAGACUAGGGCCUAAUGAAUUCAUUUAAAUUAACUGAUAUCCUUGAACUGUAACUCAGCGAAAUCUUACAAAUUGUUGCGUUUAUAUUUUUGUUCAGUAUAGUACAGUCGCACUUAAUUGCAUUCCAAUUAAAUGGAUGCAAUUCUGGGCAUUUUGAUCCAAUUCUAACUGAACAUCACAACUGAAUCUUCCUAAAGUGUAAUCGAACUAUGGCGCAGUCAAGCACGCAUAAAAUAUAUUUUGCCACCACAUACAAUUCAACGCUGGCUCUUGCCCUCAUAGUAUGUCAAUUUCCUAACCUGCUUUCAAUCAACAACCUAUGUGGUUUUCAGGCAUAUUUGGAGAUUCCAAGUGGUUAUGGGUCUUCUGAAGUAAAUUUACCCGAACGGGAAUUUGAGGACUGUUCUCUCUUGUCAUGGUUUCUAGAAUUCACAUUUUUUAAAAUAGUUAUGGUUUAAAAAAAAUGCUCAAUGACUUCUGCAGCAAAACUUGCUUCUGCAUUACCUUGUAAGAAAAACAAUUCCUUGUCACUAUACAGACCAGGGGGGCGGCUGGUAGCUUAGUGGGUAGAGCGUUGGACUAGUGACUGGAAGGUUCCAAGAUCGAAUCCCUGAGCUGACAAGGUAAACAUCUGAACAAGGCAGUUAAACCACUGUUCCGUCAUUGAAAAUAAGAAUGUGUUCUUAACUGACUUGCCUAGUUAAAAAAAGGUAGAAAAUACAAAUGUAAAGUUAGGGGCACUGGUUCAUGCAAACCUGUCAGGCGGAGUGUAUACAAUUUAGACCACUCCAUUGGUCCUUAAUAAAAAUCGCCACUCACUAUUGGGGGACUUGCAAAACCAAGUGCCCCAAUAGUGGCGCAGCAUGUGAAUUCCGCAAACCACUCUAAAUAAAGCAAACAACACUGAAAAACCAAUCACCAGUGUACAGCGAAAGCAGCAUGUCGCCCCGUGCGAGAGUUGUUGACGAAUCGCGAUUUGACUCGGUGAGAACAAUCACGCCAAAACACUUACUUGGUCCCAACAACAGUAGAGAAACAAGACUCCACUGUGGCUCUUUUCCUGUAACAAUGAUAUGAUGGCGCGAAAAUGUUAAUUCCGCACAUGACAGCCCUGUUGGUGUUACUAUUUAGGAUACCCAAUCGCAUCACAGCUCACAUAGGGCGCGUUCGUAAAUUCACUCCGAUUUCAGAGAACUCUCGUCUGAGUGCAGAAUAACGAAUGGAUUAACGAAUGUCCAGUGCCAGUAAACGUAAGGGGAAAAAAGCGUCCCUACACAACCCUACACCUCGGCCAGAGCGUCCAGUGUGCGCUCCGAGAGCGUAACGCUCUGAAUUUACGAACGCCCAGAGCGCACUCGGUCACUCCAGGGUCAAUUUACGAACGCACCCAUAAGCUCUCUGGCAAACACAGUAGUUUACCAGCAAAACUGCUGUCGUUUAUAUAAACGCUAUUGCAAGUUAGCAGUUUAUUUAGCUUCUCUUUUGACCUAGUAUUUUUUUAAAUAAACAUUUUCGUGUCAGCCUUUGCAGCUCGAGACGACCCACACGUGAUCGGCCAGCAUAACUAGGCGCUUGUUAGUUACAGUAUUUGAAUUUGACGAGGCUAUUUUGACGUUGGAUAGCUAACUAUAUUCGCUGGUUCAAAAUUUCGAAUAGAUUUCGAAUAGAUCUCACAUGAAUGUUUUAAAUAUAUGGUUAUCACAAGUGUACCUCAUUUUGAUAUUUAAGGCAGACUGUAUGAAGUUAAUUUGUUAACCGGUUAGACGUUAGUUUUUCUUUCCAGCUUGAGCUGCUGUACAUUUUCUGUUCGGCUAAUAAAUUAUAACGUCAUUUGCUUUUGAGAGCCAUCUGCGGAUUGUCAUUUUUACUUUUUCAAGAACAAGGCUUUCUGCCUGAAAUAUUUGUGUUAGGGAUUCCACAAACAUUUUAGCUAGCUAGCAUUUAGCUUGCUUGCACCCGUAACAGCGAUUGUAACCACGAGCCAGCAUCGGCCAAGCGAAUUAGUAUUUAGUCAAAGUAUUUAGUCAAUAAUUAAGUUAUCAAGAGAAGUAUCACACACACCGAUAACUGACUUCUGUUGUCGAGAAUUUGCAUCCAUCUUUGCUUAUUUUCAUUACCGAAAGUGAAGUACCCUGACUAGCCACAGUCAGAAGCAGUUGAGUAGCUAGCUAUCCAAAUUCUGAAUCUGAUUGUCAUUUUAUCAGUGUUAUUGUUGAAAAUGGCGGCGAUCGAAAUGGUGCAGAUGUUGAUCGAAGCAGCAGAAUACCUUGACCGCAGAGAAAGAGAAGCUGAACAUGGCUAUGCCUCCAUGUUACCUUUCACCAGCAGCAAAGAGAAGGACAGCUUGAAACGGAAAAAUAAAAGCAAGAAGAACUCCAGUAGCAGAUCCAUACACAACGAGAUGGAGAAGAACAGAAGAGCACACCUACGGCUGUGUUUAGAGCGAUUGAAAUCCCUCGUUCCAUUGGGACCAGACUCCAACAGGCAUACCACCCUCAGCCUGUUGAUGAGGGCCAAGAAACAUAUCGGGAGGUUGGAGGAGAGCGAGCGGAGAGCCCAGCAUACCUUAGACCAGCUGCAGAGGGAGCAGAGGCACCUCCAACGACGUCUGGAGCAGCUAGGGGUGGAGAGAACACGUAUGGACAGCACAGGAUCCACCGUCUCCUCCGACAAUCCAGAUGCAGACCAGGAGGAGGAGCUGGAUGUGGACGUGGAGGGGACUGACUACCUGCUGGGGGAUCUGGAGUGGAGCACCAGCAGUGUGAGUGACUCUGACGAGAGGGGAAGCCUGCGCAGCAGCUGCAGUGAUGAGGGCUACUCAAGCGCCAGCCUGCGUCUGCAGAACCAGAAAACUCAGGAGAACGCCAAGCAGUUGGGCUGUAGCCUAUAAGAGCACAGCCCUCAACCUCUGGCCCAUGUGCAACGGCGUCCCUCUAUCGUCAAGUUAACUCGCGCCCACCAACCAGUCUCUGCCAAUCAGACCUCACCUCCAGCAGGACUGGCCUUCUGACAAAGCCCUCUCCUCCAGCUCUAUUCCACCUCUCUUUCCCCCUCAGACCUCCAACACCUGAGACACCCAUCAUCCCAUUUCAACCGUCCAUCGGCCAACCAAAAUGGAAGAUCUGCACAUUCAGAGCCUCUGGCUCAAUAAGAUGAGUAGUAUUUGGAAGACACCCCUCCGUCCAUCCCUUUCUGUGUCCACCACCUCCGUCCCUACCUGCUCUGCUGUCAGUUUCAGUGUAAGAGCAGAGAGGUGACUUGACUGUUUUCACGUAUCCAUGCUGUUUCCCCCUUCCAGCUCCCAGCGUCUGAGAACGAAAGACUUCAGCUAGAGAAUGUUAUUACAACACUACACCUACAACUCACUGCCCCCCUCGACCCCCAGCUCUAGCUCCCAUCUCGCCCAUAUCUCCCCUCUAUAGGUGGUGGUACAAACAAUCAGCGCAUGGAUGGUAUUUAGCACUUAGAGACAGUAUAGGAAGGGAUUGUCUGGGUCAAAGAGCUGUGGUCAUUGUAAUCAAUAUACUGUAUGUCUCCUUAAAAGACAUUGCAGCUAUUGUAGUAAUGUUAUCAGGUGUAGUCUAUUAGAAAGUCUUUAUGGUAAAUAAUUGUCUACCUGCACUGUCUACAUGUAAAGUCCUCACUGGGAGUUCUACAACACUAAGCACGGGUGUGAUUUGAUGUCAUCCAUGUUCCACAACCACUUCAUUGUUGCGAUCGGCAGCAAUACAUCAAUCCCUCUCUCUACCUGGCUUAGCGGUUGGAUAGAUACCUCCAUGUUUUUAGCUCUUAUAAUGGGGGGCUAUUACAUUUUAGUUUUUAUUUUGGCAUACCCUGUACUUUCAAAUCCUCACCUGCCAUUCUGAAUUUUUAUGAGGAAAAAUAAAUUGAGGACAAAAACUUGUUAUGAAGAAUGCGCAGCAUGAGAUUGUUAUGGGGUAUCUUUUAUCUUCCUCUCCCUGAUGGCGAUGGCGUCUAACUCAUCUUUUAAUGUGAUGGUCUGUGUUGCUGCUAGUCAUGUCCUGUAGCCAGUGGUAGUCACUUGAAUAUGUGUUGAAGUUAUACAGACAGACAGUAAAUUACCGGUAAUUGUUGAAAGUAGACCAGUGGAGGGAUUAAAGCACAUUCCAUGUUCCAGAGAAAGUAGACCAGUGGAGGGAUUAAAGCACAUUCCAUGUUCCAGAGAAAGUAGGCCAGAUGGAGGGAUUAAAGCACAUUCCAUGUUCCAGAGAAAGUAGACCAGUGGAGGGAUUAAAGCACAUUCCAUGUUCGAGAGAAAGUAGGCCAGACGGAGGGAUUAAAGCACAUUCCAUGUUCCAGAGAAAGUAGACCAGUGGAGGGAUUAAAGCACAUUCCAUGUUCCAGAGAAAGUAGACCAGUGGAGGGAUUAAAGCACAUUCCAUGUUCCAGAGAAAGUAGACCAGUGGAGGGAUUAAAGCACAUUCCAUGUUCCAGAGAAAGUAGGCCAGAUGGAGGGAUUAAAGCACAUUCCAUGUUCCAGAGAAAGUAGGCCAGAUGGAGGGAUUAAAGCACAUUCCAUGUUCCAGAGAAAGUAGGCCAGAUGGAGGGAUUAAAGCACAUUCCAUGUUCCAGAGAAAGUAGGCCAGAUGGAGGGAUUAAAGCACAUUCCAUGUUCCAGAGAAAGUAGACCAGUGGAGGGAUUAAAGCACAUUCCAUGUUCCAGAGAAAGUAGGCCAGAUGGAGGGAUUAAAGCACAUUCCAUGUUCCAGAGAAAGUAGGCCAGAUGGAGGGAUUAAAGCACAUUCCAUGUUUCAGAGAAAGUAGACCAGUGGCGGGAUUAAAGCACAUUCCAUGUUCCAGAGAAAGUAGACCAGUGGAGGGAUUAAAGCACAUUCCAUGUUCCAGAGAAAGUAGACCAGUGGAGGGAUUAAAGCACAUUCCAUGUUCCAGAGAAAGUAGACCAGUGGAGGGAUUAAAGCACAUUCCAUGUUUCAGAGAAAGUAGACCAGUGGAGGGAUUAAAGCACAUUCCAUGUUCCAGAGAAAGUAGACCAGUGGAGGGAUUAAAGCACAUUCCAUGUUCCAGAGAAAGUAGACCAGUGGAGGGAUUAAAGCACAUUCCAUGUUCCAGAGAAAGUAGACCAGUGGAGGGAUUAAAGCACAUUCCAUGUUCGAGAUAAAGUAGGCCAGAUGGAGGGAUUAAAGCACAUUCCAUGUUCCAGAGAAAGUAGGCCAGAUGGAGGGAUUAAAGCACAUUCCAUGUUCCAGAGAAAGUAGACCAGUGGAGGGAUUAAAGCACAUUCCAUGUUCGAGAGAAAGUAGACCAGAUGGAGGGAUUAAAGCAUAUUCCAUGUUCCAGAGAAAGUAGACCAGAUGGAGGGAUUAAAGCACAUUCCAUGUUCGAGAGAAAGUAGGCCAGAUGGAGGGAUUAAAGCAUAUUCCAUGUUCGAGAGAAAGUAGGCCAGAUGGAGGGAUUAAAGCACAUUCCAUGUUCGAGAGAAAGUAGGCCAGAUGGAGGGAUUAAAGCACAUUCCAUGUUCCAGAGAAAGUAGGCCAGAUGGAUGGAUUAAAGCACAUUCCAUGUUCCAGAGAAAGUAGGCCAGAUGGAGGGGUUAAAGCACAUUCCAUGUUCCAGAGAAAGUAGGCCAGAUGGAGGGAUUAAAGCACAUUCCAUGUUCCAGAGAAAGUAGGCCAGAUGGAGGGAUUAAAGCACAUUCCAUGUUCCAGAGAAAGACCAGUGGAGGGAUUAAAGCACAUUCCAUGUUCCAGAGAAAGUAGACCAGUGGAGGGAUUAAAGCACAUUCCAUGUUCCAGAGAAAGUAGGCCAGAUGGAGGGAUUAAAGCACAUUCCAUGUUCCAGAGAAAGUAGACCAGUGGAGGGAUUAAAGCACAUUCCAUGUUCCAGAGAAAGUAGACCAGUGGAGGGAUUAAAGCACAUUCCAUGUUCCAGAGAAAGUAGGCCAGAUGGAGGGAUUAAAGCACAUUCCAUGUUCCAGAGAAAGUAGACCAGUGGAGGGAUUAAAGCACAUUCCAUGUUCCAGAGAAAGUAGGCCAGAUGUAGGGAUUAAAGCACAUUCCAUGUUCCAGAGAAAGUAGACCAGUGGAGGGAUUAAAGCACAUUCCAUGUUCCAGAGAAAGUAGACCAGUGGAGGGAUUAAAGCACAUUCCAUGUUCCAGAGAAAGUAGGCCAGAUGGAGGGAUUAAAGCACAUUCCAUGUUCCAGAGAAAGUAGGCCAGAUGGAGCAUUACCUUCAUCCAUAUUUAUGAGGGAGUGUUUUCGGUUUUUAAAGCCAGGAAGGUUCUAGCUACCUGCUUCAGGUUACCCACAAGCAGAACACAACAGAUGUGCUGACUUGCUUUGCCUUUGGGUCAGAGCACAGUACAAGCAAGAUCAAUGUCUUGUGAGUUUGUUCACCUCUGGAAAGAAAAGAGCAGAAAGGCUACUGUACACUAAAGAUACUCUCCUCUGCCUUGUCUAUAUACUUAGAUAUUGUUUAUGCAAAAUGUUAUGUUUAUGUAAAUAGUUUACGCGGAAAGAUCUGUUUAUUUAAAAAAAAAAUAUUUAUAUUAGAUGUAAAUAUAUAGAUAUAUCUAUUUAAUUGCUUGUCGCUUUACUAGUUUUUGUUGUGAGGGUUUCAAUGUAUAGUUGGUUUGCACAGCAAAGUCGAUCCAGAGCUUUUUAGAUCUGUAAUUUGUGCCUAUAGGCUUUUGUGUCCUUUCAAAAUUGGCACGGUGCUCCUAGAAUUGAAAUUGUUUUAUUUGUGGUUGAUUAUAUUUAUCUAUUUCAAAUAUAUCCUCUUUGUCAACAGGUAAAUAAUGCAAAAAAAAUAUAGAUUAAUAUAAAAAUGUAUUACAUUGAAAAGAGGAGCUGGCGUGUGUGUUUGUGCUUUGGCAUUGCUGGGAUGGUGGGAAGUUACAGUGGGCUUUCUCCCUUUGUGCCUGGGGACCUUCAACAAAAUGGCUUCUCCACCCAAGAGAUUAUAACACAUUGUAGAAAGAGGAGGAAUUGGUGGGUUCAAUAACCAGGGGAUAAGAUGGGGAGGCUUGCAGCAGCAUUUGAAUGUAGUCGACUAGCCUAUAAUAUAUCUCCCCCUGCACUGUUGCAGCACAAUGCCAAAGGAACCUCAAACUGUGUCACUGCAGAAUCUCGUUAGAACGGGAAGACGGUUGGUACACACCAAAAAAAUCCUUACAAAAUAGGAGUAUGAUUGUUUAGUCUAUUUGUGUGGAAUGCUGCACUUCUACGUCAUUUUAAAACCCUAUCCAAAAAGAGAACCAUGUAGCCAUGCUAGAAGGGGAAUGUUGUGAAUUGAGUACACGACUCAGACUGGUGCUAUGGGGCAGGUGUAUGUAUGUCUUGUCACUGUCUUCAGAGAGAAAAUAUAAUGGUUUGGGAGGGUUGUUUUUAAUGGCAAAACACUGUCGCAUUUGUAUGGAUGUUUUUAUUGGUUUACUAUUAAAAAGGUGAAAAACAGUAUCGCUUUUCAAAGAAAACCUAAUGUAUUAUUAAAGCUAAGCAUGGUCUGUUAUUGGGGAGCCCCACACUCCUCUCCUUCCCUCUCUCCCUGUCCAUGGCCUGUUUUAUAUGUCUUCCACUCCUACCUGUGUGUGAAUGUGACUUCCAUAGAGAAGAGAUCCUGAUUCAUUUCUAUGGUGGUUCCCCACCGUCCUCCACAUGCUGUGGACCAGCCACCAUGGUGCAGAGGGAGCCUGAGGGAGCAGACUGGGCUGUGUAGUAUAGCUGUAGCUGUCCUCCCACCCUGUAUAACACUCUUAACACCCUCGGUGCUUCAGCCUCUGCCUUAAGAGCAGGUGUAGAUUCUUAAAAAAGAACAAGAGAUCAAUGCAGUUGGCUUCUGUGUAGUCCAGUGUAAGCUAUAUAGGAUAUCAUCCUGGGAAUUCUCUUUUUGGUUUUGUUGUGUAUAUUUGGGUUACGUUCGUACGAAGUGGCUUAAGCCUUAAAACAGACAGAUGUAAGAGAACCAUAGUAAAGUAUAUAUUAUACACGUUCAUAUAUAUAAUAUAGGUGUAGACAUGUUAUUACAAAAAAGGUCAUUAUUUUCAUUGUAACUGUGUCUCAGGUGUUGCUCUCCCUCACACACACACACACAGACAUACACACGUUGUCAUACACACAUCAGAACAGACUCUGCCUUUUGAAGGAAGGGUUUAUGUCAAACUAUAAAAAGGUGGACAUUUUCUGCACACAUUUUUUAGAACUAGGGAUUUUAAACUUUGUGAAAACAAUCUUUGGGAAGUGUGGUGCAGUCAUUUCUAUUUGCCAGUGAUAUAAAAGGAAUAAAACCAUUUGAAAGCCUUGUUUACCUA